AUAUAUAUAUACAGACAAUUAAGCCCAAAUGGCAAAUCAGGGCAACGAAAAACCAAAACAAUCAGACGACCAGAACAUUCGCUCAAUUCCCAUUUCAAGCUCUCAACUCCCACUCCGACUUUGAUCAAGCGAUUUCCAUGAAUCAUCAAGAGCAUUACGAUCGAGCGGCGGAGGUCAAGCGGUUCGAAGACUCGAAGCUCGGGGUAAAGGGUCUGGUCGACUCAGGCCUCGACUCAAUCCCUCGCUUCUUCAUCCACUCGCAGGACACCCUGUCCGACCUACGACCAGGGCGGCCAGGACCGGAUCUGAUCCCGACCAUCGACCUGUCCGGAGUUGAUUCCGACCGGCGCCCGGAUAUCGUUGAACAGAUAUCACUCGCCUGCCGGGAGCUGGGCUUCUAUCGGAUAGUCAACCAUGGGGUGCCCGUCGAGAUCCUGGACCGUACGAUCGGUGCGGUCAAGGCGUUCCACGAGCAACCGAUGGAGGAGAAGGCGCGGGUUUACAGAAGGGAGAUGGAAACGGGAGUUUCGUUCUUCUCCAAUGUUGACUUGUUUCAAUCCAAGGCGGCCAGCUGGAGGGACACACUACAGAUAAGGCUUGGCCCCACGCCCGCUGUCAUGGAACAAAUCCCGCAGGUGUGCCGGAGCGAGGUGGUCGAGUGGGACCGGCAUAUUCGGCAGCUUGGAUCGCUCUUGAUGGGGCUGCUGAGCCAAGGGCUGGGAUUGGAUGCGGGCAGGUUAGAAGAGCUCACGUGCUUGGGGACUAGGGUCAUGGUGGGCCACUUCUACCCCCACUGUCCCCAACCCGAUCUAACGGUCGGAAUUGCAUCUCAUACGGACCCAGGAGUGGUUACGGUGCUCUUGCAGGACCAGAUCGGAGGGCUUCAGGUCAAGUACGAAGAGGAGUGGUUGGACGUCAAGCCUGUCCCCGGAGCAUUGGUUAUCAACGUCGGGGACAUCUUUCAGAUUAUAUCCAACGACCAAUACAAAAGUGUGGAGCAUCGGGUGUUAGCAAACCCAUCAAAGGAUCCAAGAGUUUCAAUUGCGGUAUUUUGCAACCCAAGCAAUCGAGAGAAUUCAUUUGGGCCAUUGCCAGAACUACUCUCCCCUCAGAACCCUGCUCAAUUUCGGCAAUUCACAUUCGCUGACUACAUGAGGAGAUUCUUCACAAAGGAAUUAGAUGGCAAAUCCUUAGUGAACUACUACAGGGUUUAAACAGCAGGUGCCAAAAUCAGAAGACUUGAUUGCUUCUCUCUUUUUUGUGGGUUAAAUAUGAAAUAAGAACAGUUAAAUGUCGGAACUCUUAACGUGAAAAUGGAAAAUUUUAUGGUACGAUCAAGAAAGUAACCCAUGAAAUUCAUGUUG
This is a messenger RNA of Punica granatum (pomegranate), 1364 nucleotides long. Lineage: Eukaryota; Viridiplantae; Streptophyta; Magnoliopsida; Myrtales; Lythraceae. The record is from RefSeq and is a predicted model, not a curated record.